UCGGGGGGGAGCGUGCGCGUGCACAACGCUCAUAUCUGAUCUUUAAACAAAGUAGAUUGUUCUGUUCCUUUAACAACAGUAGUUGAUGUGUCAUCCAUAUUAUUUAGCGCUCACAAUGUUUUCUAACACGCUGUUGAAAACCAUUAGUGUUCCAGUUAUCACCUCACUUCCUGUAGUUUAGUAAUUCUGACUUUCGGAUCUUCUCGGGAGACUAGACCUGGUGUUGCUGUGAACCUUCAAUCCUCGGACCACAGGCCCUGAUCCAGUCGAGGCCAUGGCAGACUUUUCGCUUGCUGACGCAAUCCCAGAUGAUGUUUCUAGAGAUGCAUCCAAAACUAAACACACCAAUCCAUCAGCUCCUGGAAAUGGGGCUCCACCCCCCACUAAUCCUGGCUGGCCUGGUGCAGCCCCCGGUGGCCCUCAUUUCCCACCCUCAGGAGGCCCUGGCCAACCAACAGCACCUGGCUUCCCUCAGACUGGGCCGUCUGCCCCAGGUCCCUUUCCACCUGGACCAGGAGCCCCAGGCCAGUUUCCCGGAGCCCCUGCUGCCCCGGCUGGAUACCCUCCAGGACCGGGCGUACCUGGACAGUUCCCCUCCAACCCUGGAGCUCCAGGACAGUUCCCCUCCAACCCUGGAGCUCCAGGACAGUUCCCUUCGAUGCCAGGACAGUUCCCCUCGAUGCCAGGUCAGUUCCCACCAGGAGGGGCACCCAUGCCAUACCCCGUUCCUGGACAGUUCCCUUCCCCACCUGGGGCUCCUCAGGGCCCAUAUCCAAACGCGCCUUACCCGUCAGGUCCAUCUGGGCCUGGCAUGUAUGGUCCAGGAGGCCCUGGUGCCUUUCCACCAGAUGGAGGCCCGGGAUAUGGAGGAGGAAUGUUUCCCCCAGUACCACAAGGAUCCUGGGGUCCACCCGGAGGUGGCUACCCUCCUCAGCCUGGCCCACCAGGAGGCUUCGGUCCAGGGCCCAUGGGACCAUACGGAGGGCCUGCAGCUCCAGGUGGAAUGCUGCCAUUGCCAUAUGAUCUUCCGCUGCACUCAGGGAUAAUGCCCAACCUCGUGAUUACUAUAGUGGGUGAGCCAGUACCAGGAGGAAACAGGUUCAUUGUUGAUUUAGUGAGGGGGCAUGACGUGGUUUUCCAUUUCAGCCCUCGUUUCCAUGAGAACGCCAUCGUACGGAACACACAGCUGGGGGGCUGCUGGGGUCCGGAGGAGAGGGAGGGAGGAUUUCCCUUUGUGCAGGGCAGACAGUUUGAGCUGAAGAUCCUGGUGGAGGAGGAUGGGUUUAAGGUGGCUGUGGACGGCGUUCAUCUGCUGGAGUUUGAUCACCGAACAGGCGGAUUGGAGGACGUCACUCACCUGCACAUAGAGGGAGACCUCGCUCUGUUCAGCGCGGCCCCCAGCAUGCUCUAAAUCCCAGGGGCGGAAGAGCAAUUUAGAGCAAUGUAGAGAAUGUAGAGAAGACACAUUAAGUCACUGGUCUUUGAAAAAUAUAGAUUAUCUUCAGAAAGCACCAUAACUUUCUGUUUUUCCUCAUUCUCUAACCUGUCAGAAUGAAUUAUGCUAGUUAACCUUUCGCAUGUAGACUGCCAUUCAAAAGUUUGGGAUCAGUGAGAUUCUUAAUGUUUUUUAAUCGAGUCUCUUGUGCUCAUCAAGGCUGUAUUUAAUUGAUCAAAUAUAUAGAAAAAAUAAUAAUAUUGUGAGAUAUUAUUUCAAUUUCUAAUGCUGGUUUUCUGUUUUAAGAUACUUCAAGAUUAAAUGUAUUUGUGUGAUCAAAGCUGAAUUUUCAGUAUCAUAACUCAAUCUUCAUAACUCAAUAUGCUGAUUUAUUAUCAGUGCUGCCUCAUGUUUUAUUUAUUUAUUUAUUGUUGGAAACUGAUACUUUUUUCUGGAUUCUUUUAUGAAUAAAAAGUUAAAAAGAACAGCAUUUAAAAUUAAAAUAAUUUCUAACAAUAUGAGUCUUUACUAUCACCAUCACGAUCCAUUUAACACGUCCUUGCUGAAUAAAAGUAUUCAUUACUUAAUAUAUAUAUAUUGACUGACUCCAAACUUUUGAACGUUAGUGUAUAUUGUAACACGAAAUUUCCAUUUUGAAUAUUUUUUUUUUCUCCCAUAAAAGAAUCCUGAAAAAAAGUAUUACAGGUUCCAACAUUGAUAAUAAACCAGCAUAUUAAAAUGAUUUCUGAAAGAUCAUGUGACACUGAAGACUGGAGUAAUGAUGCUGAGAAAUUCAGCUUUCCAUUGCAGGAAUAAUUUAUAUUUUAAAGUAUAUUAAAAUAGAAACUAUUAUUUUAAAUUGCAAUAAUACUUCACAAAAUGACAUGAUUUUUUCCCUAUAUUUUUGAUCCAAUAAACAGAGCCUUGAUCAGCACAAGAAACUUCUGUAAAAAAUAUUUAAAAUCUUUUCUGAUCCCAAACUUGUGAACGGUAGUGUAUUUGACAACAUAUACUGUUCCAAACACACCUAUAUUAUGACCUUCAGUAUUAGCAUGGUAUUGUACCAAGGCCCAUGAGGGGUUAUAAACUCUAAUUCAGGACACUACAGACCAGAGCUUUGACACUGUGCUGAAUUACAUCAGAUCGAAAUGGCUGAAUAUUAUUUUAUUUGGUAUGGAUUUUGGAAAAUGUUCAUUAUUUUGAAUAAAACCAUAUUAAUGAAAUAACUGUGAUAAUGGAUAUAAGUAAUUAAUUAUGUCAGAAAUAAAUGCUGUAUUACCCUGA
Molecule: messenger RNA, 2719 nt
Organism: Carassius gibelio (silver crucian carp)
Lineage: Eukaryota; Metazoa; Chordata; Actinopteri; Cypriniformes; Cyprinidae
Gene: lgals3a
Product: lectin, galactoside binding soluble 3a
Exons: 6
Coding region: 275-1411 (378 amino acids)
Biological process (GO): negative regulation of extrinsic apoptotic signaling pathway; monocyte chemotaxis; eosinophil chemotaxis
Cellular component (GO): immunological synapse; nucleus
Molecular function (GO): laminin binding; carbohydrate binding; IgE binding
Source: RefSeq, a predicted model, not a curated record